UGUUUCAUUGUUUUAAUCUCCUGUCUGUGUGUAAUGCAGUAGAUGUCCUGCGGGGGUCGCCGGAGCGCUGCCGGACAUUUAGAGGAAUAAUAAUAAUAAUCAUAAUAAGAAGAAGAAGCAGUCGUCGUCCAUCUUGCUAACUGUUAGCCUGUUAGCUUCCUCCGUCAUGGCGGACCUGAACCGACAGCUGCAGGAGUACCUGUCCCAGUCCAAAGGCGGGAGGCCCCCUCAGGGCGGGGCCAGCAGCGCGGGGCCGGUGUGCGGGCCGGAGCCGGAGCCGGCCUCAGGGGGCUGGUUGGGCCGCUGGCCCUCGUGGCCCUCGUGGUCCGGUCCCGGCCCCGGCCCUGGCCCCGGUCUGUCCCGGCGGCAGCGUCUGCUGCUCGGCCUGCUGAGCCUCCUGCUGUCGGCGCUGUGUCUGCUGCUGGCCGCGCUGUACGCGCCGCUGCUGCUGCUGCACGGCCGCAGGUUCGCGCUGCUGUGGUCUCUCGGGUCUCUGUUCGCCGUCCUGUCCGCCGCGCUGCUGCUGGGGCCGGGCCGCGUGUGUUCCGGCCUGCUGGCCCCCGGGCCCGCCGCCUACCUGCUGCUGCUGGCGGCCACGCUGUACGCGGCGCUGGUCCUCCGCAGCACCGCGCUCACCGCGCUGUGCGCCGCGCUGCAGGCCGCCGCGCUGCUGGCCGCCGCCGCCGCGCUGCUGCCCGGGGGCCGCCGGGGUCCGCCUCCUGGGGGGGUGGCGGCGUCCGCCAUCAAGAGGACCGUGACCGGGGACACCAUGCUGGUCUGACCGGGACACCGGGGACACCGUGCUGGUCUGACCGGGACACCGGGGACACCGUGCUGGUCUGACCGGGACACCGGGGACACCAUGCCUUCAGGGCCCGCGUGGGACCGGGUCCUAAUCAAUGAUCAAUGAUUAUUAAUCAUUAAUCAUUGAUUAUUAAUCAUUGACCAUCAGACCCACAGACUGCUGCUCAGAGGACCAAAUCCAGAUGUUUGAACUUUAAUGAAUAACAUGUUUCUGUGUGUGAGAAAAAGUCUUUAAUAAGGAAAAUAAAAAACUAAAGUAUGGUUUCAUCUGUGACCUUUGACCUGCUCUGUGGAA
Anoplopoma fimbria (sablefish) is the source of this 1099-nucleotide messenger RNA. It is a transcript of the gene sft2d3, whose product is annotated as SFT2 domain containing 3. NCBI's taxonomy places the organism in Eukaryota, Metazoa, Chordata, Actinopteri, Perciformes, Anoplopomatidae. The transcript has 2 exons. The record is from RefSeq and is a predicted model, not a curated record. Gene Ontology annotation, cellular component: membrane. The coding region runs from base 167 to 781 and encodes 204 amino acids. Gene Ontology annotation, biological process: vesicle-mediated transport.